This is a messenger RNA of Perca flavescens (yellow perch), 1474 nucleotides long. Its product is annotated as interferon-induced protein with tetratricopeptide repeats 1. The record is from RefSeq and is a predicted model, not a curated record. Gene Ontology annotation, biological process: defense response to virus. Bases 135 to 1445 code for a protein of 436 amino acids. Gene Ontology annotation, molecular function: protein binding. The transcript has 2 exons. Gene Ontology annotation, cellular component: cytosol. NCBI's taxonomy places the organism in Eukaryota, Metazoa, Chordata, Actinopteri, Perciformes, Percidae.
AUACUGGCAUUCACUUGGAUUCCCUCAGAGGAAAGCAGAAGUUGGACACCACCGACGUUAUGCCAGCGAACCCAAAGCAGCAUUUAAGAGCAGAAAGCAGACGAAUAUUUAGAGAACUGAGUCGAGGAAACUGAAUGAUGAGUGCUGCUCAGAGUCAAACAACACUGGAGUCCAAACUGGAGGCCCUGCAGUGCCACUUCACCUGGGAUCUGGACCCCAAGAGCACAUUUAAACUUUACCGUCUCAGGGACAAGCUGGAGGACAUAGGCCCCGAGGAGGGGAACAGCUGGCUGGGUCACAUUUACAACCUGCGGGGGUUCAUUCAGUACAAGCUGGGGUUCACCGAAGACGCCCAGAGUUUCUUCAACAAGGCUGCAGAGGCCUUCAGCAAGAUAAGAAACGCAGAUGAGGGUCCCUGGUUGGUGGUGAACUACGGGAACCUGGCGUGGCUUCACCACCACCUGGGAGACCAAGCAGAGAGUCAGGCUUACCUGUCAAAGGUCAACACCCUGAUGAAUAAAUACCCAUCUCCAUCCCAGGAUGAGCUCCAUCCAGAGAUCUACGCUGAGAAAGCCUGGACCUUGGCGGAGUUGAACAUUAACAAAAAGCUGGCUACCGAUUACUUCCAGAGAGCCAUCAGGAUGCAGCCGGACGUGGUGGAGUGGAACACCUGCUACAUCUUAGGGUUAGCGGAUGCUUUUAAGCACAGCGACACAGGGCUGGAGGCUGACCUUCUGGAGAAAAUGAGAAUCGCCAAGGAACAGGAUCCAGAGAACUUGUACCUUGCUCUUCUCUACCUCGAGUAUUGUGCAAAGAAAGGAGAGAGAAUCGAAGAUGAAGCACGGGAGUUAGCCAGAAAGGUGUUGAGAAAUCCUGUCGGCAGCUACAGUGGUAUUAAUCCUUUACUAAGGAUUUACAGAAACUAUGUUUCUAUUGAUGAGACCGUUGACCUGAUAGAGGAGGCUCUGAGAACCCAUCCAGAUGAGCGUUACCUGAAGAGAUACGCUGCACUCUGCUACAAAUGGAAGAUCGUUUGUUUCAAUUACACUCGCCCAAAUCCAAGCGUGAUAGACAGAGCAAUCAGUCUCCAUAAAGAAGUGAUUGCUCUCUACCCUCAUUCUUUCCUUGAGAAGAAAAUAGACCUCGCAAAUAUAUACGCAAAGUCAAAUCACGGCCAGGCCGAAGCUGAGCAGAUAUACCAGGAACUGCUAGAAAUGGAUCUGGAACCUGGAGACAAACAGAUGCUCUACAACAACUAUGCAAAACAUUUAAACUUCGAUCGUCACGAUCGCAACACAUCAAUACGAUAUCACAUGAAGGCAGCAGCGAUACCGCAUCAGUCCUUCUUUCGUGGGAACAGCAUCAAAGCUCUGGAGAGGAUGAAAUACAAAGGCCACAUGCGUAGAGAAAUAGAAGAGUUUCUGGAACACCUGCAAGAGCCAUAGUGUUUUUAACAGCACUGGUUCUAAAUCCA